AUGCGGAUCGACGAACCGCAACUGUUUGUUAGUAUGUCAAAAGAGGCUCAAGAUAUUGUGAAUGGAGGUGCUGGAUCUGGAAAUGAUGAGACUAGUAGUAAUUGUGAUGAGAGACAAGAUGAUCAGGCUGAUGAGCAGAAAUGCACUCCUCCGGCAUCCCCAGAUUUGGCUGCAAAUCUGAAUGUAUUCGAUCUGGAGUCCCGCCAAAAAGUGGUUCAGCGUCUAUUAAAUUCUCAAUUGAACCUCUCAAAUCUGCGGACGCCUCUCAAUCUUCCACCAAUAUUUCAAGCACUUCAAGGACCAUUCAGUAUUCAGCAACAGCUACUCGGUUUGGCGUCUGGAUUGACAGCUAUGUCGCCGGGUUUAGAUGAUUAUGAUGAGGAGAAUACGAAUGGAAUUGAGCCGGAGGACUUGACGUUAGGCGGAUUCAGGAAGGAGACGUCCGUGAAAUCAGAAGAACCGUCAGAGUCUGGAGUCAACCCAUCCGGUCCAGCAUGGUCGUAUGAGGAACAGUUUAAACAGAAUCGCUCAAUAUCCCCGUCGAACUUGGAAGAAUUCUGGGAAAAGUUUGGAAGCAUCGAUAAACUUUCUGAGUUGUACGAGUUGUCAGACGAUGUGAAAAGGAAGGAAUGGUUGGAUGAUUGGCUCAAUUUCAUGCAUAGAAUAGGAAAACCGGUGACACGUAUCCCAAUAAUGGCAAAACAAGUACUCGAUCUCUAUGAAUUAUACCGACUCGUCGUCCAACACGGUGGUCUCGUUGAAAUAAUCAAUAAAAAGUUAUGGAGAGAAAUCACGAAAGGACUGAAUCUCCCGUCGUCAAUCACCUCCGCAGCGUUCACUCUUCGAACACAAUAUCAGAAAUAUUUGUAUGAUUAUGAGUGUGAAAAAGAGAAAUUAUCGAAUCAAUCGGAUUUACAACAAGCAAUUGAUGGGAAUCGUCGAGAAGCUCCGGGUAGACGGACGGCUCCUCCGUUUCCACUUCCAUUUCAACUUCCACAUGCAGCGAAUGCAGCGGCGAGUAUGCUUAAUAAGCAGUUAAAUGGAUUAGGAAUGAGAAAUGACCUCCUAGAUGAUGAAAACACGCUGAACCUCCAAGCCAGCGGCUUAUUCGGUGCGGGUUACGGUGCUGAGCAGAUGGCAAUUCUUGAAGCUCAUCAACGGAAUCUGGAAAGAGCACAACGAGCAGCCGAACAAGUUGCCAGACAAAGUCUCGGACUCGCAUCGUUAUCCAAUGGAAACGGAGGACAUCAUCAUAGUUCUGGAAGGGAAUCCACGUCGAGCAAUGAUUCGGAUAUUCCUGUGAAACGAGCGAAACUGGAGAAUGAUCACAAAUCGAAUGGAGCCUCCAGUUUACGAAUUAGUACAAAACAAUCAGAAAAUUCCAAAAACUCAAUGUCAGUGUCAAUGGAGAUCAACGGAAUCACAUACCAAGGAGUAUUAUUCGCUCAAGACGGAACCACUGUCUCCGAGUCUUAA
Caenorhabditis remanei is the source of this 1476-nucleotide messenger RNA. RefSeq lists its product as uncharacterized. NCBI's taxonomy places the organism in Eukaryota, Metazoa, Nematoda, Chromadorea, Rhabditida, Rhabditidae. The transcript is spliced from 9 exons. Gene Ontology annotation, cellular component: nucleus. Gene Ontology annotation, molecular function: DNA binding. The coding region runs from base 1 to 1476 and encodes 491 amino acids. The record is from RefSeq and is a predicted model, not a curated record. Gene Ontology annotation, biological process: regulation of transcription by RNA polymerase II.